Cylicocyclus nassatus is the source of this 565-nucleotide messenger RNA. Lineage: Eukaryota; Metazoa; Nematoda; Chromadorea; Rhabditida; Strongylidae. The record is from the annotation of a GenBank genome assembly.
UGCAGAUGCUGCGGUAUAUUCUACUGGUCUUAAUCAUUGUUAUCUCUUCUAUAGCUGUAUUAAUAAAAAGUAAAACAUGCAUCAAUGGUGAUCAAGAAGGAGAGCGGUGUUUUUGUCAUGACGGAUGGACUGGUGCCAUGUGUCACAGAAAAAUGAACUGUGAUGGCUACGAACGGCACACGAACGGAUCAUGCGUCAUGUGUGUGAAUGGAUGGACGGGACCAGACUGCGAUGCCAUUGACUGCAGUGAGCACGGAUCGCCUAACUAUGACCUUACAAGUUGUCAUUGUGAAAAACCUUAUUCAGGGCAAUUUUGUGAAAAAUUUGUCACAAAGGACGUCUACUCGUACUACAACAACCUCGUCUCUCGAACUGGUGCGCUUGGCGUACUGGCGGUCAUUCCAAUGUUAUUGAUUUAUGCAACAUGCGAUCGUUACGCAAAAAGGCGACAACAGGAGCGUGUUGAAAGACACUUGGUAGGAACCGGCUUGUUUACGCAUCCAAGUAAGACGGUGAAUCGAGAAGCAGUCGAAUCAUUACUGUACAGUGAUAGUGAAUAAAAUAC